AUGGGUAGCAUAGCCUAUCAGGAUAGUGGCUACUGUCGCCGUGACCCUAAUGUGAUGCCUUCUCUUGCUCCUCCGAUACCAAGAUAUGCGCCAGAACAUGUUUCUGAGGAGGAUAGAUAUGAAGUUGUUAUCGUAGGGGCGGGUCCAGCAGGAAUGCUGCUUAAGCUACUUCUCUCGCGGUUCGGGCUUGGAGACAAGUCAGUUCUGUGCAUUGAGUCCAGAGACACUAUCCUAAGAGCCGGCCAGGCAGAUGGGAUACAGCCACGAACAAUGGAAGUCCUCAAGAGCCUUGGGUUGAUGCACGAGAUAUCUACGGACGGCGGUCAAGUGUGGGAGGUUGCGUUUUGGAACCCUGUUCAGCCGCAAGGGGAAAACGGUGAGCAAGAUGCUGCACCAAGAGGCAUUGAGCGGACUGCUAUUGUGGACGACGUUGCCCUCGCCACUAGAUAUCCUCAUGAAGCCACUACGCACCAGGGAAAGGUGGAACGCAUCCUUGAAGACGACCUUCUCCGGUACGGGAAGGAAGGCAUCCAACGAUCUACAACUCUGCUUCAUGUGCGCAUUGACGAGAAAGAGGUGCCAGCUUUCCCCGUCGUUGCUGAGAUUGAAUCCCCAAUAAUGGGAAGACGGACUAUUCGGUCAAAGUAUCUUGUCGGUGCAGAUGGUGCACACUCGACUGUUCGUCGAUGCAUGGGGUUGAAGCUCGAAGGGGAGACAACAGACCAUAUAUGGGGCGUCAUUGACCUGGUAGUUGAUACAGAUUUCCCAGACGUUCGAAGACGGACUGCUGUCCAUUCAGAUGCCGGCUCUAUCAUGAUCAUUCCUCGUGAGCGGUCCGUUACCGGUGACCUUAUUACACGCCUUUACGUGCAGAUCCCAGGUGAUGUCAAAGUUGAUGAAGCUGAUAUUGCGGGAACAACGAAACCUGAGGGUUUCAAGCAAGGACACGACGACCCGAGAGCUCGACGAGGCCAAGUUACCAUGGAGAGUAUCAUGGAGCAGGCUCAGGAGGCUGUCAAGCCAUACUACAUCAAGCACAGGGAGGGAACGAACGUCGAGUGGUGGACUGCAUACCAGAUUGGACAGCGCGUUAGUGACCGCUUUUUAGUGACAGACUCCAACGGGAUGCAGAGAGUAUUCAUUGUUGGAGAUGCUUGCCAUACACAUAGCCCCAAGGCCGGUCAAGGAAUGAAUGUUUCAAUGAUGGACUCUUUCAACCUUGCAUGGAAAUUGGCCUACUCCAUCAACGGGCUGACUCCCGCCUCACACGACAGCGCCGGCUUCCAAGACAAAAUUCUCGGCACGUAUGAGAUAGAGCGUCGCACAAUUGCACAGCAACUAGUCGAAUUUGACAAGUCGUUUUCUUCUAUGUUUUCAGGCAAAAUCGGCACUGCGGAUGUAGCCGGCUCGGGGCUAACGCACGACCAAUUCCUUGAAGUGUUCAGAACUGGCAACGGGUUCACUAGCGGAUGUGGAAUUGAGUAUCCGGAGAGCAUUCUGGUUGAUAAAUCCAUCGAACACAAUGUGGUCAAGGGGACGGAUUAUCUGGCUGGUAUCUUGAGGCCUGGUAGACGGUUAUUGAAUGUCAAGCUUAAGAGGCAUGCGGACGGGUGCCAUGUGGAUUUACAUGACGAGAUUCCAACCACAGGCGCAUUUCGGAUCCUAUGCCUUACAUCGAAGGACCUACUUGACCCGCACGGAACAUCAAGCCAGACUCUAUCUGGACUCUGUGAUAUGGUCAAAUGCGUAUCCUCCCUGUAUUCAUCCAGUAACAUCCUGCAGCUUAUCACCAUCUACCCACGCGCGCUGGUUGGCUUAACACCAACUUCACCACCAAAGGCUCCGCUGCCUACUUCAUCCUUUGUCUGGAGCGAGGUGCCUAGCUCUCUGCGUGAAGUGGCGGAGAUGAGCGUUUAUUGUUCUGCUGUUGCCAAUGAAGAUGCGUAUGGGCUUUAUGGUGUGAGUGAGGAUGAGGGUGUUGUUGCUGUGAUCAGGCCAGACGGGUAUGUUGGUGUGGUGGCAUGCUUGGGCGAAGCAGGGGUUGAUAAGGUACGGCGGUUUCUGCAGGGUGCUAUCUGGUGGGGACACGAGAACAAGUAG
Molecule: messenger RNA, 2100 nt
Organism: Nannizzia gypsea CBS 118893
Lineage: Eukaryota; Fungi; Ascomycota; Eurotiomycetes; Onygenales; Arthrodermataceae
Product: phenol 2-monooxygenase
Exons: 5
Coding region: 1-2100 (699 amino acids)
Molecular function (GO): FAD binding
Source: RefSeq, a predicted model, not a curated record